AGUGGUAUGAGAUUACGUUGGCAGUACCGCCCAGAAGUCGGGUAUGAGAACUAUUCGUGUCACUGCCUUGUAACCCUGGUGUCCAUACUAUGCAACUAACCUAUGAAUAAUAAAUCUCUCUCUGGAGUGUUCCCUUUGGUCAUUGAGUCUGAGUCUUUGUUCCUGUGAUCCCAAAUAUUCGAGAACAACUAUUCUGUUCAAGAAUAGAACAUGGCGCAGUCGUAAUCGAAUCUUAACAAGUGCUCUGUCAUUGUGAGUAAUAAAUUCUUGAUCGGGAGAUUGAGAAAAGUGAAAAAAUCAGUCUGGUUAAACCGGUGGUCUGGUCUCGCUACUUGCUUUGUGGCUUGGUGGUGGUGAAUUCUGCUGAAAAUGGGUGAUAAUCAUCUAAAAAGCCCUGGGCCUGUCAAUUUAAAGUCAGGUAAUAUUCAGAAGUCAUGGGAAACUUUCAAGCAGAAGUUUGGAUUCUUCUUAACCGCAAUUGGAAAGGCUAAAGCGGCGUCGGAUGUUCGAUGCGCACUCCUGAUGGGAGAGGCCGGGGAUGAAGCUUUGGAGGUUUAUAAUGCCUUUAAAGAUAAGCUGAUAUCCAAAACAACCAACGAUCAAGGAGAGGAGGUCAUUGAACAUGACUAUACAAACAACUAUGACAAGGUUGUUGAGCAGUUUGACCUCUAUGCGGCGGAGAAAAAAUGCAUUACGGGUUGUCGUGAACUGUUUAAUGCGCGAAAUCAAAAAAAAGAGGAAACGUUUUCCAACUGGCUAACAGAUUUGCGAAACUUGGUGAAAGACUGUGAGUACGCAACUAUUGUUGAUAGUAUGCUGAAGGACAGAAUUAUAUGGGGUGUCUGGGACAAGAGGUUAAGAGACACUCUGAGAUCCAAGUCAAAUCAGAGUUUAUCUGAUAUUAUUGAUCUGUGCAAGGCAGUUGAAGCUACGGCACGAUAUCCGAAGUUGAAUGGUGAUAACGAUAAUGCCCAAAAUGUCGAGGCUAUCCAGUCAUUCAACAAAAACCGUAGCAAGAAUGGCAUUCCCUCUCAACCCUACCAAAAGAACAAAGGUGAAAAGAAAGUGACCAUUAACCCUAACCCUACUGUUCGUGCUGUUUCUGUUCCAGCAGCUCAAGGAUUGAUGACAUUUGAGUCACGACAAACAACAAGAUUUGGUCGGAAGAUCCUAAAACCACAUCGUUAUGAUGGGAGCUGUUAAUAAAUAUUAUUCAUGUAAUCAAAUAUAUUACUCUGUAUUUUUAUAUCAAAUAUAAUCAACUUUUGUAUUCUGCUAUGUGUUUGUUUACUUUCAACGUAGAAAGUGUUGCCAACUGAAUACUUUAGUGUCUCGAAGGGGGAGGUGUUGUAGUGGUAUGAGAUUACGUUGGCAGUACCGCCCAGAAGUCGGGUAUGAGAACUAUUCGUGUCACUGCCUUGUAACCCUGGUGUCCAUACUAUGCAACUAACCUAUGAAUAAUAAAUCUCUCUCUGGAGUGUUCCCUUUGGUCA
Molecule: messenger RNA, 1493 nt
Organism: Thrips palmi
Lineage: Eukaryota; Metazoa; Arthropoda; Insecta; Thysanoptera; Thripidae
Exons: 1
Coding region: 370-1203 (277 amino acids)
Source: RefSeq, a predicted model, not a curated record